GGCGCCCCUGGAGAGAGGACGGGGCCGGCGGGUGGCGCGGGGAGAAGAGGAAACCGCAAGGGGGAAGAAGCAGCAGCAGCAGAAGGCGGCGAGAAAGAAAGAGAAGCGGGGCGGCUGUAAUGAAGGAAUCCGACCCGCGUGCAUGUGUGUGUGUGUGUGUGUUUAUGUAAGCACACCGUGUGCAAGCCGCGUUACACGGGAAGGGAACGAGCUGCUCGCAGAUCUCCCCGGUCAUUGGAGAGGAGCGAGGCCGAUGGGUUAGCCAGCCUCUGGGGUGUGUGUGUCGUGGUGGGGACGACACUCUGGUUUUCGGGAUGCUAAAACAAGGGGACGGAAGAAGGACGGGCGAAAAUCCGCCUGUGCUCCAGGACAUGGAGGCCAAGACGGCGUUUCUCUGCGCGCGAAGUUGUUUGUCAUAAAGGAGGGGAACGGGAAGCGUGGCGGCGGCGGCGGUGGUGGGAGAGAUUACGGAGGAGCCCCCUUCUCCCCCCGCUCUGAAGGACACGAUCCGCCGUCUAAGCGCGCCGAAUGGCUCUCCGAUCCACAGGAGCGUCCAAGUUCCGAAGAAUCAGACGGCGUGGGGGGGGGGAGGCGAUUUCCCACCAUAUGUUCAGGCAGAGCUUCUUUGGUAGAGAACACUCGUUUUCGUCAUGCGGGAGGAAACUCUGGGAGUCGCUGUGCCGGAGCUCGGUGCGGUGACUGUCGCCUCCCCUUCGGCAGCAAAUAAACAGGUUUCCACUCGUUUGGUACAUGCUGGUAGGAUACGCGUAAAGAGAUCAUCCAGGAAUGGUGGAUCACUUGCUUCCUGUGGAUGCAUCUUUCUCAUCCACCAGGCCCUCAAUUGGAUACUUUGGGGACAUGACAGCUAUUGGGAGGUCAUACCAAAUGCUGCCUUCCCCAGUGUCUGAAGAUGACAGUGAUUCCUCAAGUUUUUGUUCUUGUUCGAGCCCAGAUUCCCAGGUUCUAAGCUCCAGCUAUGGGAGUUCAUCAAGUGCUGAGAAUCAGGACAGCAUCCUGGACUACUUGUUGUCCCAGGCAUCUCUGGGGAAUGGCCAUGCUUCUUGGUGGGAUAAAAGGAGACUUCAACCCAUUGUGAAGGAGGAGAAUUUUAGAAUUCCAGAGUUCACAGUGGAGAUGGAAGAUUCCGGACCAUUCCAGCCUACCCUUGAGGAAAUAGAGGAGUUUUUGGAAGAAAACAUGGAGAUGGAUCUCAAAGAAGGACCUAAGAGUGAGACCAAAGACAUGAGAGCUUGCAGCCAAAUCACUGUAGCUUCCAUACAGCAAAAAGACCAGAUGGUACCAAGUGUUACUUUAAAAGACAGUAAAAAUGAACAAUCAAAUGGUGCAAUGGAAGGCAGCCAUACAUCUAACGGAGCAGUGUCCCUUGAUGGAGGUAUACCAGUCAUGCUCCAGAUCCAGCCAGUUCAAGUUAAGCAACCGUCAGAUGUGAGCCCUAGUUCACAAGGAUCAGUGCAAGAAAACAUUAAAAUUGCACAGCUCUUGGUCAACAUCCAAGGGCAAACUUUUGCACUGGUGCCACAACUUGUCCAAUCAUCCAAUUUGAACUCAUCUUCCAAAUUUGUCCGCAUAGCUCCAGUUCCGAUAGCUGCAAAACCUAUUGGUCCAGGAGGUACAAUCCAGGGUCAAACUGGAGUCAUCAUGGGUCAAAAGUUUCAAAAGAAUCCUGCAGCAGAACUCAUUAAAAUGCACAAAUGUACUUUUCCUGGAUGUACCAAGAUGUACACUAAAAGCAGCCAUUUGAAAGCCCAUCUAAGAAGGCACACAGGGGAAAAACCCUUUGCAUGUACUUGGCCUGGCUGUGGAUGGAGGUUCUCACGAUCAGAUGAACUUUCUCGACAUCGACGUUCCCACUCGGGAGUGAAACCAUAUCAGUGCCCUGUGUGUGAGAAGAAGUUUGCACGGAGUGACCAUCUGUCCAAGCAUGUCAAAGUCCAUCGAUUUCCGCGAAGCAGCCGCUCAGUGCGCUCCGUCAAUUGAUGUGUCCGGUCCGGUCCUUCCCAUCAUGCCUCUAAGAACUGCCACAAGCAGCAUUUGUUCCUUUCUUGUGAUAAUUUAUUUCUCUCCAUGUAACCGCUGCCAUUAGGACAUCACAUGUGCCUUCCUCACCCCCAUCAUUCACCAACUUUGCUAUUUUUUUUCUAAUUCUUUAUGUUGCUGCCGCUGCCACUUUUUUUUUUGAAAAUUACAGCAUUUCAUUUUCAGUCAAUUGAGCUCCAACAUCAUGAUAAUAUAUGGACAACUUGCUGCUAGUUAAUUACAGUUCUGGCAUUCCUGAGCGCUUUUGCUCAUGUACAGGGCUAUUCAUCAUGAGGUUGUUUUAAAAAUGCAUAAUUCAUAUUAUUAAGUUGGCCUAUUUGUCCGCUUUGGAAAGAGCAAUGUCCUUUUGAAAUGGAAAAGAAAUCCGCUUCAUUUUCAUGAGUUCGUUUUUGUUGAUGCAAUGACUUGGUGUUGGGCUCACUAGUUAGAUCUCCAUUGGUGCUCUCAAAGGAGACUGAACAGAAGAAACAUGUCAGCAAUAUGUGUAUUUGUGUGACUGAGUGUGUCUGUGUAUAGAAAGAAGGGAUUGCUAAUAGGAGGAUCUUUGAUUAGACUAAGCAAUAAACCAGUGUAUGAAAUGAUCAUUCUAGUCUGAAUAAAUCCUAGAUUUUUCCAGAUUGAGUGCAUACCGUAUCUGAGCCUAUCAGUUGCUGCCAUUUGCAGACUUACCAGCUCUCUCUUUUGAGAAGAUGCUUCAUUGGAUCUGGCAGACUCCACUCUCCCUUGUUCUUAGUCCCAUGCAAAGAUUAGUAUGUUUGAAAAUGCCUGUUACAGUAUAUCUCAUGUGGCUGGAGGAGAUAAAUAAAUUAGGAUAAGGCAUCCGUGCCUUUUCACCCAAUCACCUGUUUCCAAAAUAUAAUAACCUUUAGUCAUUCAGCCCAGAGAUAUGGCUUUGCAUGGGUUGCCCCACAAUUUAGGCACAAGCCUUCUUUAGGUUGUAUAAAAACUAUGGUAAAUUUCAGAGAAGUAUCCUGUUGCCCGGGAUACUCCAUUUUGCACUGUUUAGAUUCAUAACCUCUGGAUUGGAUACACAGAAGGGGCUAAAAUUGGUUCUUCUCAACUUGGACAAGUGGAUAAGUGGAUUUGUCUUGCAGAAUUCCCCAAACAUCACAGUCAAGUUGGAGAAAACCAAGCUAAAGCAAUUCUCUCACUGUACUAACUAGAAUCUGAUAACAUUCUAAACAAUUAAGCUUGCAUAAUUAAAGAC
Messenger RNA from Thamnophis elegans (Western terrestrial garter snake), 3265 nucleotides. RefSeq names its product Kruppel like factor 15 (gene KLF15). The coding region runs from base 787 to 1998 and encodes 403 amino acids. Gene Ontology annotation, molecular function: RNA polymerase II cis-regulatory region sequence-specific DNA binding; DNA-binding transcription factor activity, RNA polymerase II-specific. Gene Ontology annotation, biological process: regulation of transcription by RNA polymerase II. NCBI's taxonomy places the organism in Eukaryota, Metazoa, Chordata, Lepidosauria, Squamata, Natricidae. The record is from RefSeq and is a predicted model, not a curated record. The transcript is spliced from 3 exons.